Molecule: messenger RNA, 1920 nt
Organism: Raphanus sativus (radish)
Lineage: Eukaryota; Viridiplantae; Streptophyta; Magnoliopsida; Brassicales; Brassicaceae
Product: replication protein A 70 kDa DNA-binding subunit A-like
Exons: 9
Coding region: 384-1769 (461 amino acids)
Biological process (GO): DNA replication; DNA recombination; DNA repair
Cellular component (GO): nucleus
Molecular function (GO): DNA binding
Source: RefSeq, a predicted model, not a curated record
UACAAUUAAAACAGCAGCCCUUUUUCAGACUUCCCCUUAAACUUUCAAACUAUUUACUGAUACAUGCCACUGCCUAUUAAUUAAUUAAAAAAUGAAAUUCUCGAUUUCUUCUAUUCAGAAAUAAAUUCUCGAUUUCUUCCAUCUCAACAAAAAUAUAUUUUCGUUGUAACUUAAUAUAUCUUAACAAACUGAAUAUGAUAGAUUUCUCUAACCAAUUAUAUCUACAAUUAUUUAUAUCCUUAGAAUAUGCUUAAUAUUUUCCAUUUUAAUUGUAUCGAUUAUCCUCUUUCUACUUCGACUACAUAUCCUAUAUAAAUAUCAAUGUCAAACACAACAAUUCUAUUCAUUCAAAACCUCUCAACUGUUUUCGGUGCUCUACAAUAAUGGAGUCCUUAAUCGAAAUCAGCAACUUGAGUGAUCUUAAUCUUUUCAAAUCUACAUGUCGAGUCCAUGUUAAAGUUCUUCAUACAUGGGAGUUUAUCAAUCUUACAAAUGGUUCUUCUCUUGAGAUGGUUUUAACAGACGAAACCGGUGUUAAAAUCCAUGCGAGUUGCAAAAGUUCAUUAAUCCAGCGACUCCAGAUGCAUUUUCGUGUUGGAAAGUGGAUAGUUAUUACUAAAUUUCACUUAAGUCCAGCAUCUGGGGUUUACAGAUACACCAACCAUGUUUACAAAAUGCAAUUCGGGGAUCAGACUACUGUUACUGAUUCUGAUAUGCGAUGCAACAACAUGUUCCUUGAUCUUAAGGAUUUUGCCACCAUUUUGAAUGGUUCACUUGACACACGCUAUCUUAUUGACGUGAUUGGUCAGGUAAUGGACUUUGGCGGUGUGGAUAUUGUUAAUCAUGCAAGGAAAGAAGUGACCAAGAUGGUGUUUACUCUAAGAGAUGGCAGUGACAGACGAGUUAGAUGCUGCAUUUUUGGGAAGUUAGCUGAAGUUUUGAUCCAAGAACAAAAACAACCAAAUAAUGGGGAUAUUUGUUUGAUCCGAUAUGCUAAGCUCAACAACUACACACAUGAUGAGUUACAAGUAUCCAAUGCAUUUGAUUCUUCUCUGGUGAUGCUAAACCCAGCAAUCAACGAAGUGGAAGAACUAAAACAGAUGGUUCAUGCUGAUGAUAACUCCGUGAAUAUGUACCAACAUGUUGGAAAGAUUCACAACCAAUCAAAGCGCAUUAAAUGGUCACAGUUUCCUUUCAAAACCAUUCAGGAAAUGAAACACACAGAUAAGGAUGCCAAAUGCCGAAUAAUUUGCACUGUUUAUGCCAUUGAUACAUUGAGAGGAUGGUAUUAUUGUGCUUGUGUGGUAUGCAACAGGCAGGUUCUGAAAACGAGGAUUGUCUAUGAUGACAUGGAUUCUCCAAGCUGGUUUUGUGAUUUUUGCCAUCUCACUGUUACUAAAAUUAAGCCAAGGUACAAAUUGGAUUUGCUUGUGCAGGAUCAGACUGGUGAAUCCAAAAUUACACUUCAAGAUCCAGUUGCUACAUCUAUUGUGAAAUAUUCUGCUGCAAAAAUCGUAAAUGUUUUGUCUGAUAAUGGAGAUCCAGAUGUGUUACCGGCUGAACUUGUGGACAUUGUGGGCAAAACAUAUGGUUUUGGUAUCUCAGUUGAUGAAUUGGAAAAAUUCAAUGCUUUAAAAGUUUGGAAUCUGAAUGAUAUUAUGUGGAAGAGAAUCAAAGCAGUUCACCAGAUGUCGAUUAGUUCAAGGAAAAAGCAAUGCACCAAUGUGAUCAAGAUUGAAGACAAAGAUCAUACUGAAGACACAGAUUAGUGUGCUGUUUUAUUUUUAAUUUCUAAAUGUCUAUUGGUUUUAUGUUUUUUAGGGUUAGUGCAUCUAUUUUAUGUCUUGAUUUAUUUCUAUUGUUUUUUUAAACCUUGGUUUUCAGUUUUUCAUUGGGAAUAAAAUAAUAAUUUCGAUUUUA